GUUGCUGAUGAGGCGGUUACCUCACCUUGCAAACGAAUACUAGCCACGCCUCCCACACUCUUUCUAACUGGCAAUGUAAGCAGUUAUUCGAUUCUUCUCGUGCUAUGCCCAAGAUGCCGAACGAAGAAGCCAGCACAAUCACUGGGUCAGAUACAUACAGCACGGAUGAGCGGACCCUCUACGACCACGCCGACGAUGACGGCUACAGCCACGGCAGACCCUCCACGGAGCUCUCAGAGCCCGGACACGAUAUACUAGAGUCGGAAGAUGAAAGGGAAAGGUUACUGACGAAGAAUGAGGGGAUAGCAGGCAUAUUCAGUAAGAAAGGUGUCAAGAUUGGGAAAAGGGAGCCAACGAAGCCUGACGGCGACUCCAAUCAACGUGGCAAGAAAGGCCGCAAUGGCGAAGCGAGUGCGCUCAUGUAUGAAAUGGAAGAAGGUGUUGGGGUGUCAGAUCAAAGCCUGUCGAGAGGCUCGUCGGAAUCCGAUGAGCAGAGGUUGUCAGCAACAAUAGUACAGAGAAAGGCACGCCGAACACGUAUAUGGCGCAGGAUCAUCAUAUAUGUCUGCAUUAUGGUGCUCUUCCUAGUCCUCUUUUUCGUUGCGUACCGAGUCUCCAAACCCUCCCACCCCACGGCUGCGGCGCUGAUGUUAUCCAAUGGAACUUCUCUCUUCGCCCCUACGACUAUCCUAAUAUCUCUCGAUGGCUUCCGCGCCGACUUCCUUUACCGUGGUCUCACACCCACUCUGAAUCGGUUCAUCCAGAACGGAAUAUCACCCAAGUAUAUGUUGCCCAGCUUUCCGAGCGUUACCUUCCCGAAUCAUUACACCAUGGCCACCGGUUUAUAUCCCGAGGCUCAUGGGAUAGUCGGGAACACAUUUUGGGAUCCGUCUCUUAAUAAAGAGUUUUAUUAUACGGAGCCAGAGAAGAGCUUGCAGCCCUUCUGGUGGGGAGGUGAACCUCUUUGGGUAACUGCAGAGAGGCAGAACGUCCGAGCUGCGGUACAUAUGUGGCCUGGAUCUGAAGCACAUAUCAGCCACAUAGAGCCUGCAUACGUGGACAAGUAUAACGGCUCAGAGGUAUUGCCUUUGAAAGUCGAUCGUAUCCUAGGUCUCCUCGACCUGCCCGGACCAUUAGAUACGCCCACUAGACUAGACCAACCACGACCUCAGUUAAUUGCCGCUUACGUACCCAAUGUCGAUGGAGAUGGGCACAAAUAUGGCCCAAAUAGCACUGAAAUACGACAAACCAUCAGAAACGCCGACGCUAUGCUUGAAUCUAUCCUCCAUGGCCUUCAAGAGCGCAAUUUAACUGAGAUUGUCAACGUAGUCGUCGUAUCAGACCAUGGCAUGGCCACGACGGAUGUUUCAAGGCUCAUUCAACUGGAAGAUCUCAUUGAUCCUAACGACUUGGAGCAUAUUGAUGGUUGGCCCCUUUACGGACUGAGACCUAAACGGCCCGAGGAUCUCGACCGCUUACACCAGCAACUUAUCGACAAGGCGAAGAGAAAUCCCAAUAUUGAAGUAUACCUCCGGGACAAGGAUAUGCCCAAGCGAUAUCACUUCUCCAACAAUGAACGCAUCGCGCCACUCUGGAUUGUUCCAAAGACAGGAUGGGCCAUUGUUACCAAGGAUGAAUUUGAUGUUGAGAAGGGAAGAGAGAAUGGAGACGUAUAUCAUCCACGCGGCCUCCAUGGCUACGAUCAUGAGCACCCGCUCAUGAGAGCCAUCUUCGUCGCGAGAGGGCCUGCUUUCCCUCAUGAGGCCAACAGUCGCGUUGAACCGUUCCAAAAUAUCGAACUCUACAACAUUAUCUGUGACACAAUUGGAAUCGAGCCAAUGCCAAACAACGGAACGCUUCGCCUACCUCUAAAGCCAGUAGGUCUACAUACGGAUCCGGAAACGCCUCCCAACGUAACACCGGCAGAUCCAGUAGAAACAUCAAGCAUUUUAGCUUCCACUGUCCUUACCUCGUUUGCAAGCCUGGCAACGUCAGCCUCAGGGCUUGAUGACCCUAUGUCUUCUUUUCUGCAAAUACCCCCAGUCACAACCCCAACUACAAGCGCACCACCAGCAUCAUCAAGCACUUCAGAAUCGUGGUGGGAAUGGCUCACUCAUAAAGCCGAUAACGUGGAAGACUGGGUAGAAGAGUUCUUAAAUUCUCAUAUGCCUGGGAAAGGUGAUCCAAAGAGCACACCAUCUUAGUACUAUAAAAACGGGAUAGAAGGCUUUCUUGCAUGGUUGGAUUGGAG
This is a messenger RNA of Lindgomyces ingoldianus, 2251 nucleotides long. RefSeq names its product Phosphodiest-domain-containing protein. NCBI's taxonomy places the organism in Eukaryota, Fungi, Ascomycota, Dothideomycetes, Pleosporales, Lindgomycetaceae. The transcript is spliced from 3 exons. The coding region runs from base 105 to 2204 and encodes 699 amino acids. Gene Ontology annotation, biological process: nucleoside triphosphate metabolic process. The record is from RefSeq and is a predicted model, not a curated record. Gene Ontology annotation, molecular function: nucleoside triphosphate diphosphatase activity; ribonucleoside triphosphate phosphatase activity.